CGGGAGCUUUCGGUAUGGCAACAGAUUAUGAACCAUCCUCGGAUCCUGCCGCUCUUCGGGAUAGAUUACACGUCGGUGCAGGGAUUGCCCUUUCUGGUGUCUCCGUGGAUGCAUCGUGGAACGCUCCUGCAUUACCUCUCCUUGUCCGAUCGCAUGAAAGCACCCAUAGAAUCCCUACUCUUCGAGAUAGCCGAUGCGGUCGCUUUCAUACACUCUAGAGGCUUCGUCCACAAUGACCUAACAGCCUCCAACGUUCUCCUUGACCACGAAGAACACGUCCGUCUGGCCGGUUUCAGCCUGGCCGAUUUACCAGGACAAGCCCACGGCGAGAGCAUGAGGUCGCCCAGGCGUCUCGCACCGGAGCUCCUCCACCCGGAGAAGUACCCAGUAGAGGGCCCGACCCCUUCGUUUGCGACGGACGUCUACGCCUUUGCUUCUCUUUGUCUGGAGGUAUACACCCUUCGAAUGCCUUUUGCGGAUUUCCGCCUCGAUGCCCAGGCUUUGUACGAGGUUGUCCAAGGUCGUUAUCCGCGCCGGCCGACACCGGAGGAGUGCGGCGGUCGGGCGAUCCCUGACGCUAUCUGGGCCCUCAUGGAAGCAUGCUGGGCGGCGGCGGCCGCGAGACCCAGCAUGUCGGACGUGGUGCAACUGUUGGCUACCUCCACUCAGCAAGUGCCAGUGGUGCCUGCACCGACACUGGCUGCACCGACACUACCUGAACCAACCCCGCCUACACCGACGGGUUGA
Punctularia strigosozonata HHB-11173 SS5 is the source of this 747-nucleotide messenger RNA. RefSeq names its product kinase-like protein. Gene Ontology annotation, molecular function: protein kinase activity; ATP binding. NCBI's taxonomy places the organism in Eukaryota, Fungi, Basidiomycota, Agaricomycetes, Corticiales, Punctulariaceae. The transcript has 4 exons. The annotation marks the transcript as partial. Gene Ontology annotation, biological process: protein phosphorylation. The record is from RefSeq and is a predicted model, not a curated record.